AUGAGAAAAGGAUCAAAGUCAGAUGUGACUGAGAAACACAAUGGGCGCCUUCCGGAGUGGUCUGCCCUGCACGGGGCUCUUAGGGUGGCUCCCGUCGCCUUGGGCAUACAUCAAGGGGCGUUGGGAGCCCGGAGAGCAUGGUGCUUUAGCGAACUCUUUUUCAUACAAGAGCCACAGGACACAACUGUCACGAGAAAGGACCCAGUGGUUUUAGAUUGCCAAGCCCACGGAGAAGUUCCUAUUAAGGUCACGUGGUUGAAAAAUGGAGCAAAAGUGUCUGAAAAUAAACGGAUCCAUGUUCUUUUCAAUGGCUCUUUAUACAUAAGUGAGGUGGAAGGCAGAAGAGGAGAGCAAUCUGAUGAAGGAUUUUAUCAGUGCUUGGCAAUGAACAAAUAUGGAGCCAUUCUUAGUCAAAAAGCUCAUCUGACCUUAUCAACUAUUUCAGCAUUUGAAGUUCAGCCAGUUUCUACUGAAGUCCCUGAAGGUGGAGUUGCUAGAUUUGCAUGCAAGAUUUCAUCAAACCCAUCUGCAGUUAUAACAUGGGAAUUCAAUCGGACAACUCUACCUAUAACUACUGACAGGAUAACUAUCCUACCAACAGGAGUAUUGCAGAUCUAUGAUGUUGGCCAAAGGGAUGCUGGGAAUUACCGUUGUGUGGCCACUACUGUAGCACACAGACGGAAGAGCAUGGAGGCCUCUCUGAUGGUGAAUCCAGCUAAGGAGUCUGAAUCCUUCCAUACCCCAACCAUUAUAGCAGGUCCACAGAACAUGACAGCAUCUCUUCAUCAGACCAUUGUUUUAGAGUGCAUGGCCACUGGAAAUCCCAAACCAAUCAUUUCUUGGAGCCGGCUUGACCACAAAUCCAUUGAUGUCUUUAAUACUCGGGUACUCGGAAAUGGUAAUCUCAUGAUAUCGGAUGUCAGACUACAACAUGCUGGAGUAUAUGUUUGUCGGGCCACUACUCCCGGCACACGCAACUUUACAGUUGCCAUGGCGACAUUAACUGUAUUAGCUCCUCCUUCAUUUGUCGAAUGGCCAGAAAGUUUAACAAGGCCUCGAGCUGGCACCGCUCGGUUUGUGUGUCAGGCAGAAGGAAUCCCCUCACCCAAAAUGUCAUGGCUGAAAAACGGCAGGAAGAUACAUUCAAAUGGCAGAAUUAAAAUGUACAACAGCAAAUUGGUAAUUAAUCAGAUUAUUCCUGAAGACGAUGCUAUUUAUCAGUGUAUGGCUGAGAAUAGCCAAGGAUCCAUUUUAUCUAGAGCCAGGCUGACUGUAGUAAUGUCAGAAGACAGGCCCAGUGCUCCUUAUAACGUCCACGCUGAAACCAUGUCAAGCUCAGCCAUCCUCUUAGCAUGGGAGAGGCCACUUUAUAACUCAGACAAAGUCAUCGCUUAUUCUGUGCACUACAUGAAAGCGGAAGGUUUAAAUAAUGAAGAGUACCAAGUCGUCAUCGGAAAUGACACAACUCAUUAUAUUAUUGAUGACUUAGAACCUGCUAGCAAUUACACUUUCUACAUUGUGGCAUAUAUGCCAAUGGGAGCCAGCCAGAUGUCUGAUCAUGUGACACAGCAUACUCUAGAGGAUGUUCCAUUGAGACCUCCUGAAAUUAGUUUGACAAGUCGAAGUCCCACUGAUAUUCUCAUCUCCUGGCUGCCAAUCCCAGCCAAGUACCGGCGGGGCCAAGUCGUGUUAUACCGGCUGUCCUUCCGCCUGAGUUCUGAGACUUCUGUACACAUGCUGGAGCUCCCGGGGACCACACAUGAGUACCUUUUGGAAGGCCUGAAACCUGAUAGUGUCUACCUGGUCCGUAUCACUGCCGCCACCAGAGUGGGGCUAGGAGAGUCUUCCGUAUGGACUUCACACAGGACACCCAAAGCUACAAGUGUGAAAGCCCCUAAGUCUCCAGAGUUACAUUUGGAGCCUCUGAACUGUACCACUAUCUCUGUGACGUGGCAGCGGGAUGCUCGGGACACAGCUGCCAUUCAGGGCUACAAGCUGUACUACAAAGAGGAAGGGCAGCAGGAGCAUGGACCUAUUUUCUUAGACACCAGUGACCUUCUCUACACUCUUGGUGGUUUAGACCCCAGAAGAAAAUACCACGUGAGGCUGCUGGCUUACAGCAGCAUGGAAGACGGCUAUCAGGCAGAUCAGACCGUCAGCACGCCAGGAUGUGUGUCGGUUCGUGAUCGCACGGUUCCUCCUCCACCACCACCCCACCAUCUCUACGCGAAGGCUAACACCUCAUCUUCCAUCUUCCUGCACUGGCGGAGGCCCGCAUUCACCACUGCACAAACCAUUAACUACACCAUCCGCUGUAACCCCGUGGGCCUGCAGAAUGCGUCUCUAGUUCUGUACCUUCAAACAUCAGAAACUCACAUGCUGGUCCAAGGUCUAGAACCAAACACCAAAUAUGAAUUUGCUGUUCGAUUACACGUAGAUCAACUUUCCAGCCCCUGGAGCCCUGUGGUCUAUCAUUCCACACUUCCAGAAGCACCAGCAGGCCCACCACUUGGAGUCAAAGUGACAUUGAUAGAGGAUGACACUGCUCUGGUUUCGUGGAAACCCCCCGACGGCCCCGAGACGGUCGUGACGCGCUACACUAUCCUGUACGCAUCCAGGAAGGCCUGGGUGGCCGGAGAGUGGCAGGUCCUGCACCGAGAAGGGGCAAUAACCAUGGCCUUGCUGGAAAACCUGGUAGCAGGAAAUGUGUACAUCGUGAAGAUAUCUGCAUCCAAUGAGGUGGGAGAAGGACCCUUUUCAAAUUCUGUGGAGCUGGCAGUGCUGCCAAAGGACACUUCUGAGUCAAACCAGAGGCCCAAGCGGUUAGAUUCUGCAGAUACCAAAGUUUAUUCAGGUUAUUACCAUCUGGACCAGAAAUCGAUGACUGGCAUCGCUGUAGGCGUUGGCAUAGCCUUGACCUGCAUCCUCAUCUGUGUCCUCAUCUUGAUAUACCGAAGUAAAGCCAGGAAAUCAUCGGCUUCCAAGACAGCACAGAUGGGAACUCAACAGUUACCUCGUACCAGCGCCUCCUUAGCCAGUGGGAAUGAAGUAGCAAAGACCCUGGAAGGAACGGUGGAAAAUGAAGAGUCCUUAAUGCCAGUGAGAAUGCCGGACAGCUUCAUCGAUGCAAAGGGAGGAACUGACCUGAUCAUUAAUAGCUAUGGCCCUAUAAUUAAAAAUAAUUCUAAGAAAAAAUGGCUUUUUUUCCAAGAUUCUAAGAAGAUAAAAGUUGAGCAGCCCCAAAGAAGAUUCACUCGAGCUGUCUGCUUUUAUCAGCCGGGCACUACAGUGUUAAUCAGCGAUGAGGACUCUCCCAGCUCCCCAGGUCAGACAGCCGCCUUCCCGAGACCCUUUGGCGUUGCAGCUGAUACUGAGCAUUCGGCCAACAGUGAAGGCAGCCAUGAGACCGGGGAUUCUGGAAGAUUCUCUCAUGAGUCCAAUGAUGAGAUACACCUGUCAUCAGUGAUAAGUACCACACCCCCAACCUCUGAUUCUUUCUCUGGCAGCAAUGCAGGUAGGAAUCCCACAGUGAGGAAGCAUGAAGGCCCUGCAGCACCGCCCACGGUGGGGCAGACUUCCUCUUCUGUUCAGGAGCCGCCCUCUGCCAUGCUGUGCUUUGAUAAAAGUGAUUAUCCAAUCUAG
Tupaia belangeri chinensis (Chinese tree shrew) is the source of this 3642-nucleotide messenger RNA. It is a transcript of the gene PRTG, whose product is annotated as protogenin. Lineage: Eukaryota; Metazoa; Chordata; Mammalia; Scandentia; Tupaiidae. The transcript is spliced from 20 exons. Gene Ontology annotation, biological process: cell-cell adhesion. The record is from RefSeq and is a predicted model, not a curated record. Gene Ontology annotation, molecular function: protein binding. The coding region runs from base 1 to 3642 and encodes 1213 amino acids.